CUACGGUUCCAUCUCCCCCACUGGGAAAGCUCACUUACACAUAGUGGGUAUUACAAAGGUUUAAUAAAUAUCCCUUUAAGACCGAAAGCAGAGGAUUCGUUUUGCAGGAUAAGGGUACAGGCGCCGCGGAAACUAUGCUCUACCAGCCAUGUAUUGGUAGAGCUCGCAUGGAAGCGCGGCCCUCAAGGAACAUGCGCGAUGCGCGUGUGUAUGGUCACCUAAUCCUGAGGAGCUCCAAGGGAAAAGAAGGGACGGGCCAAAAAGGCAAACAACAAGAACAAAUAAGGCUCUUGGGUCUAACUCCGGAUAAACUCACAAACAGCCACCGUCGGGCCGGUCCUGGAGGCGAUGAUGACUUUCCGCCGGAGGCCAGCAGCGAUACGGAUCUUCACACGGUAAAACGGCGCUGUCCGGUGAGUUGAGUAAGCGCAGUCCGAGAUUCGGCUGCCAGACAAAAUGGCGAUACUUCUCAGCGCCGCAAUGCGUUCGCUGGAAGUUCCAGAGAACGCCGGAACGGACUCACCGGGAAAUGUUGACGUCGUCGGCGUCGAUUGUGGAAGGCUUUCCUGGCUGGUCGCUGGCACGGGUCGAACGGACACCGGUUGCUGGGUAGCCAAGUCGGGCUGGUAGGUAUGGCGAAGUAUGGCGAUGUCAGUAAACUCCAAAUAAAUCUUCCGGGGCCCUUUGUAUUGGGACCCCGGCUGCCUUUAUAAAUGAUAAAUAUUAAAUACCGAACUGCUCUAGAACUUUCACAUAACUCACUAUUUAAUUUAAGGCACAAAGAAAAUGUAUACUAGCACUCCUAGCUGGAUCUGCCUUGAUUGCUGGACAGUAUGGCCGCGACUAUCACGAUAUCUGCUGAUCAUCGCCCCCCGCCAUAUUACAAGGCCUCUCUCGACAUUGGGUCAUUGGAUACAUGGGCCAUUUGAAGUAAUCCCAGAGCGAACCGGGAUUAAUCUUCAAUUGGCCAGAUCGCCCGCCAGACUCAUCCCGCUGCUGCAGCUAUCGCCCUAUCGACCUAAACUAUCGAUAACGUCGCUCCCACUCGACUCCAAUUGCAACAAGAGUGACGAAGAUCACCGAGUCCACAGAGGCAGCCAAUUGGUCACACGUUCAAUCCGAACACAAUCCAGCUGAUUUGGCUAGUCGAGGAGUUCCCCUUCAAGAGCUUGUGGAUAGCCCGCUUUGGUGGCAUGGACCCACUUGGCUGCAACGGCCACGCGUUCAAUGGCCUAGCCAGGGAACCGACCUGCCGGCGACCGAGAUCGAAAGGGGUGCCGUCAAAGCCCAUGUAGCGUUUAUGCCGACAGAGGAUUUCCUUGAUCGCAUUUCCAAAUUAGAUAGAGCAUUGCGGGUCCUCGCGUAUGUCCAUCGAUUUAUCCAGCGAUGUCGAAGACAAUCACCGCUUUCCGGGAUCCGUCUAGAGGCCAAGGACGUUGACGCCACGGAACGGCUCAUGACAAUUUGUACUCAGCUCAAGUAUUUUUCUGAAGAAUACCGCUGCUUGAGUCAGAAGCGCCUGAACCCCUUUCUAGACCAAAAAGGGCUAAUCUGGGCAUGCGGCCGCGUAACGGCCUCCGAGAGUUUGCGAAUGUGCACUCUCGCGGCUUUUGGUAAAAUUUACGCAUCUCAUUUCAUUACAUGGUGGUGAUCAGUUAGUGGUGCGUUUUACCCGGUCCAGAUACUGGUUUCCGAGAAUAAAGAACUUGGUGAAGGCAUUGGUUAACUCCUGCAAGGUCUGCGUUAUCCACAAAAAGAGAUUGCAAGUCCAGAUGAUGGGAAGCUUUCCGAAAGAGCGAGUGUCUUUUUCCCGUCCGUUCACGUACAAAUUAACGAGUGUGAGGGGAGGGGAACGCUCGAUGUGGGGUCCCUCGCCGCUGUCUCCAAUAAUUCGCCGGUUGGCCGCACUGCUCUUAUGUUGAGAUAGGGAGAUUGCUGUCUCCAAUAAUUCGUAGCCCGUCGGCCGUACUGCUCCUAUGCUGAGAUAGGGAGAUUAGGGUGGAAGGGAACUGUCCUUCGAUACCGCUGGCCUAAAGACUCAGUCGGUAUAUUGGUUAAUAAAAGAUUUUACGGCUAA
This is a messenger RNA of Drosophila suzukii, 2077 nucleotides long. The record is from RefSeq and is a predicted model, not a curated record. NCBI's taxonomy places the organism in Eukaryota, Metazoa, Arthropoda, Insecta, Diptera, Drosophilidae.